Aplysia californica (California sea hare) is the source of this 660-nucleotide messenger RNA. Its product is annotated as ADP-ribosyl cyclase/cyclic ADP-ribose hydrolase-like. Gene Ontology annotation, biological process: positive regulation of B cell proliferation. The transcript is spliced from 4 exons. The record is from RefSeq and is a predicted model, not a curated record. Bases 1 to 660 code for a protein of 219 amino acids. Gene Ontology annotation, molecular function: NAD+ nucleosidase activity; phosphorus-oxygen lyase activity. Lineage: Eukaryota; Metazoa; Mollusca; Gastropoda; Aplysiida; Aplysiidae. Gene Ontology annotation, cellular component: plasma membrane.
AUGGCAAGUGGAGUUGUUUUCCCCGAGGCACCUCUCUUCCUCCUGGCAGUGGGACAGAGUAGUGCCAGCGGACCGGGAACCACCAACAAUAUCCAAGACAUCUUCCACGGUCGUUGCGUGAACUUUGGCGAGAUCGAGUAUCUGGCUGUCCCCGUGCAUAAAACGACGGGGACAGAUCUGGACCUGAUGCCACGGGUACAGGAGAGCUGCGAAGACUUGUGGGCAGAUGUCUCUGCCGUGUUCGCUUACAAAGACGCCUGUGAUGUCUCCGUGGACGCUUACUUGGAGCUCAUCUCUCGCAUACAGCAACAGUGUCGCCAGGUACCGGCCGACAUGUCCAUGUUCUGGGAGGGAGUCUACGACCUGGUCCACAAGUUCUCGGACAAAGGCCGCCGCUACGUGACCAUCGAGGACACCAUCACCGGCUUCCUGGGAGACAAGAUCACAGACACCAUCGAGAGAUACUGUGGCGCUGCUUCCGUCAACUUCGCACGGGCGGCCAGCGGACACGUCCGCGUGAUGCUCUCAGGUUCGAACCCCGAGCUCAAGGCCUAUAGGUGGGACAGCUACUUGGAGAAGUACGAGCUGCCCAACAUGACGGACACGGGGAACAAAUUCACAGCACUCAUCAUCCACGAGAAACAAAACUUCACAAAGUAA